Molecule: messenger RNA, 650 nt
Organism: Suillus plorans
Lineage: Eukaryota; Fungi; Basidiomycota; Agaricomycetes; Boletales; Suillaceae
Exons: 1
Coding region: 228-494 (88 amino acids)
Source: RefSeq, a predicted model, not a curated record
GGCGAAGCGGCUGUAAUGGCCCUAAACCGGGAAUGCGAGAUAGUUCUUUACAGCGAUCAAAUCCAUGAGUGCGCUGGUUCAAGACUGUCCCCUCCAGAAAACUUGGUGUCCACAUGUUCCUUGCGCCGAAAGGUGUAAUCGGACUUGGAAUAAUCGGUCCUUGAUUGGCCAGGGAAGCAAUUCCGCAACCUGCAGGAUCUGCCGAGUUAGUCGUAGGAGAUCAGGGCAUGUCAUCAGACGCGCUGUGGGUCGUGCUGCUCGCAAACCUUUUUGGCCCUUUUGUUCAAGAGACUAGCGAUUGUCAUGACUUCACCACGACAAGCAAGCACCACACCCGCCACAUUGCUACAACAAAGGCUACAGUUACCAAACGUAAGAGCAACUUUUGUCCACACCAUCUAACAAACGGCCGGUCUCUCGCUCAUCAUGCUUUAGCUACCACCGGGCCGACCCCGUGGUCACGAUGUUUGGUCGGCCUGAUUAGUGAUUGGUAGCAUCAAAGGUCUCGGCGCCUUGUUACCUUCCAUGUCUGCUCCACAUACCAAGCGUAUUUGCCAGAUAAUCAAGGUGCGUACUGCGGGUUCUCGCCUCGUGUAAUAAAUGCUCAGACCCCUGACCGUUCAUCAUAGCUCAAACCAGAAUGCGCCGAC